Diabrotica virgifera virgifera (western corn rootworm) is the source of this 1786-nucleotide messenger RNA. RefSeq names its product maternal protein pumilio-like. The transcript has 8 exons. Bases 314 to 1771 code for a protein of 485 amino acids. Lineage: Eukaryota; Metazoa; Arthropoda; Insecta; Coleoptera; Chrysomelidae. The record is from RefSeq and is a predicted model, not a curated record.
GCAAUACUUCAAGAUGGCGAGAGAGCUUAUAAAUUGCUGUCAUUUUUAAAUCUAUAAAAUUCAUCCUGUAUAAAUGGCGUAAAUUGCGAAUCUUGUAUUUAUUGUAAAUUGUAAAUAGUUAAUUGUAUAGUUAGUGAUAAUAUUUUGUGUUGUGAAUUGAAGAAAUAGUGUACAAAUUGUGCUUUCAAAUAGUGUUUGUGUACAGUGGAAAAUAUCUCAACAAAGCCGACGCCGAAGUAAAGAUCGUAGAAAAUUGCAAGAAAUACUUUUUGUUGAUGCUAGUACUGGCUCCUGACCAGCAAUAGUGACACCAAUGAAGUGGCUGGGGGGUGGCGAAGGAGAUGGCAUAAUAAAAGUUGAAAUGGAUCGUGGGCCUCAUCGUACUCAGGAUGAUGCUGCAGUUGGCUAUAUUUUUCAAAGGCCUCCUGACCCAGAAUUCCCAUCUUUUGGUCCAAAGCAGCAGAGAUGGGCUGGAGAUGAAGGCAUCAUUGAUAAUCAGCAUGAUCAAAAAUGGAAAUAUCCAACCGUGGUGAACAACAAGGUGGCCACUCCUCCGAACAGUAUCUCGUACAUGGGCAGUGCCGGCGCUGCCGCCGCGGCCGCGAUGGCCCCCCUCUACGACAUGGGAGCUCCGAACAUCAACAAAACCCUUCAACCGCACGAACAGCAGUACAUCUACAUGUCCAAUCAGAUGCCACCUCCUCCAACGGCGGGUAUGCCAUUGCACCAUGCGCCUUAUAUGCCUCCUCAGAGUUUGACACAGCAGUUGCAUCAGCAGCAACAACAACAGAUGAGGCAUCAGCAAGCACAGGUGAGUCAAGGUUUCAACCAAAUACAAAGCGGCUUUGUUGGUGACGGCGUUUUUAGUCUCGUUCGAGGACAACAGCAGAUUGCUCCAGCAGCAAAAAAAUUAUGGGGUCUCGAAUCAAAAGACGCUUCAAGUAAAUUGAAUCUGAAUCAUCUGAAUCACGAAGGAGUAUGGAGAGAUCCAACAUGGGCAGCCCCAGAGCAUGCAGUAUCGGCAUCGUUGGCGAUGGGAAGAAGAGCGGGUGGAUUCGCGGGCGGAGGCGGGGGCGACAAUGGUGGCGGAGGCAGCAUCCUGUCACCACGCGGUUCCGAUAACGGUGGUUUGGGCGUCAAAAUGGUCGAAUACGUACUAGGUACAUCACCUACCGGUAAAGACAAUAGCAUGGUGGGCGAUAGAGGACCGGGAGGACCAGGCGGUCUGGAACCUCGUAUGCGUGCGCUAGUUCUUCAAGAUUGCGACAAAGACAAAGAUAAACCUCAAAGUCCGAAAGAGGAAUGUAACGGGCAACAGGUCGUGGUUGUACAGAAUGGACAAGUCGGACCAGAUGAAGAAAAAGGCGGUUUUAAUUUCCUUUGCAGUCGGACUCCAGGCAGCCGGCAGCCCUCUCCCGCCGAAGAAGAGCUCAGUAAAAACGGCAUGGGACUAGAUCCGGCAUCUUUGGCGGUUCUAAAACAACAACCUACCGAACAACCACUGCAGCCGCACCAUUUGCACCACUUACCGCCGCAUUUGGCUCCUCAUCUCGGCGUCACGUUGGCAGAAUCGGUCAAUCAACAAUUCGAGCAUUUCGCGGCUGAACAACAACAACAGCAGCAGCAACAACAACAGGCUAGUGGAAAUCCUUACGAACAGCAGCAGCAUGGCUAUGCUCCACAACAUCCUCAACAACACCAGCCUCAUCAGGUGGAUAGUGCAGUCUUACAGCAACAACAGCAUAACUUCGAUGUACAGGUAAGUCUAUAAAUUACAUAAGACUUU